This is a messenger RNA of Cornus florida, 1877 nucleotides long. RefSeq names its product BTB/POZ domain and ankyrin repeat-containing protein NOOT2-like. NCBI's taxonomy places the organism in Eukaryota, Viridiplantae, Streptophyta, Magnoliopsida, Cornales, Cornaceae. Gene Ontology annotation, biological process: plant organ development. Bases 247 to 1731 code for a protein of 494 amino acids. The record is from RefSeq and is a predicted model, not a curated record. Gene Ontology annotation, molecular function: protein binding. The transcript has 2 exons.
CGCCCCCCUCUCAAAAAAUAUCUCCCACAAAACCAUCAAGAGAAUCUCUCACAAGAAAUAACAAUAGUACAUCAUCAGAGUAGAAGAAGAAAUUAAGAUGAAAGCAGCACCGAGCUAUUCCCUAUUCUCAUCCUUUUCUUAGCUUUUACCUCCAAAAAGAAAACCCAUCAUCUCUCUCACUAUAUAUAUACACACACACUCAAACACACACAUAUAUAGAUAGAUAUCUCAUCUGACUAGUUAACCAUGUCCCUUGAGGACUCUUUGAAAUCUCUCUCUCUAGACUAUCUGAACCUUCUCAUCAAUGGCCAAGCCUUCAGUGAUGUGACCUUCAGUGUUGAGGGUCGUCUGGUCCAUGCCCACAGAUGCAUCCUAGCAGCCAGGAGCCUCUUCUUCAGGAAGUUCUUCUGUGCGUCCGAAACGCCGUCGCCGGUGGGCCUCGACCCGGCAGGCUUAGGGAUGGGGUCGUUGGCAUCGUCGCCGAGGGCAUCCAAUUCUCAGCUGGUGAUACCAGUGAAUUCAGUUGGGUAUGAGGUGUUCCUUUUGAUGUUGCAGUUCUUGUAUAGUGGGCAGGUCUCAAUUGUGCCCCAGAAGCAUGAGCCGAGGCCCAAUUGUGGUGAGAGAGGAUGUUGGCACACACAUUGCACCUCAGCCGUUGAUCUUGCUCUUGACACACUCGCUGCCGCUAGAUUCUUUGGUGUGGAACAGCUCGCUUUGCUCACACAGAAGCAAUUGGCAAUCAUGGUAGAGAAGGCCUCAAUUGAAGAUGUAAUGAAAGUUCUGAUAGCUUCAAGAAAGCAAGACAUGCACCAACUAUGGACUACCUGUUCCCAUUUGGUUGCAAAGUCUGGCCUCCCACCAGAAGUCCUAGCCAAGCACCUCCCCAUCGACGUUGUGGCCAAGAUCGAAGAGCUCCGCCUCAAAUCAUCUCUUGCUCGUCGAACCCUCAUGCCCCACCACCGCCAACACCACCACCACCACCAACACCAUCAUGAUCUUGAUCUGGAAGACCAAAAAAUUCGUCGAAUGCGACGAGCCCUCAACUCCUCGGAUGUUGAACUUGUGAAGCUGAUGGUGAUGGGUGAGGGGCUUAAUCUUGACGAGGCAUUAGCCCUACAUUACGCAGUUGAGAAUUGUAGCCGGGAAGUAGUGAAAGCGUUGCUGGAGCUUGGGGCAGCCAAUGUGAACCACCCAGCUGGUCCGGCAGGGAAAACCGCGCUUCACAUUGCAGCUGAAAUGGUGUCACCAGACAUGGUAUCAGUUCUUCUAGACCACCAUGCGGACCCAAAUGUGAGGACCAUUGAUGGGAUCACCCCUCUGGACGUGCUUAGGACCCUAACUUCAGAUUUUCUCUUCAAAGGGGCAGUCCCGGGACUAACCCAUAUCGAACCCAACAAGCUUAGGCUUUGCCUGGAGCUGGUUCAAUCCGCGGCUUUGGUUAUAUCUCGCGAGGAAGGGAAUGGGAAUGGGAAUGCUCCUUCGUCGGCCCCCAUUUAUCCUCCAAUGAGUGAAGAUCAUAAUAAUAGCAGCGGUAGCAGUGGUAACAUUGCUAAUAUUGAUUCAAGGCUGGAUUAUCUCCAUUUGGGUUCGGGUCAGGGUCAGAUGGGGUGUAAGAUGGACGAGGGAGACGUUCCUAAUAGCCAGAAUAAUAAUCAGAGAGAGGUCAUGAAUCCACAUGGAUCACAAGGUGGUUGUGACCCUUCAAUUUACCAUCAUCAUCACGAGUAUUAACGUACUCUCUCCAUCUCUAUAUAUAUAAUCUUCUUUUUAUGUAUUCAUGAUCGAACUGGGCUAGACAGCAAAAUAUGAUGAAAAAUCAUGGAGAUUUGAAAUAGAUUAUAUAUAUAUGUGCGUGUCUUCUUUUUCGUCUUCCUUAA